This is a messenger RNA of Paramecium tetraurelia, 1983 nucleotides long. RefSeq lists its product as uncharacterized. The transcript has 4 exons. Gene Ontology annotation, biological process: mRNA splicing, via spliceosome. Gene Ontology annotation, molecular function: ATP binding; RNA binding; RNA helicase activity. Gene Ontology annotation, cellular component: catalytic step 2 spliceosome. NCBI's taxonomy places the organism in Eukaryota, Ciliophora, Oligohymenophorea, Peniculida, Parameciidae. The record is from RefSeq and is a predicted model, not a curated record.
AUGAUUGCUGCUGAAGAACUAGCUGAGGAAUAACAGGAGCAUAACAAUUAAUUGAUUCAAAACGGGAAGUCAACAUUUAAGCCUCAGUUUCUCUCUAAAUAGCAAAGGGAGGAAUAAAAAUAAAAAUAGGAAGAAUAGCAACAUAAAUAAUAAGUAGAAAAGCAAUAAUAGAUUGCACAGAUUCGCAAGGAAUACAUACAUUUUAGAAGUAAAGUGAUAUCGAAUAGCUUAGGUGAUGAUUAAAAAGUAAGGUAAAUUUUGGAGAAAAGAAAAUCAAAAAGUAGAAGCAGAUCAAAAAGCAAGGAGAAAAACAAUCGCUACAUUACAUCAAACACCAGAGCCACAGUGCCUGUGAAAAUGGAUGGGGAAAAUCAAGAAUUAAUGCAUAUUAAAAUGUAGUACUUGGGGUUGAAUAAAGAGAAGAAAAAGAUCUUAAAGCCCUCCGAGAAGUUUAAAAACAUAUUCAAUUUUGAAUGGGAUGCCACAGAAGAUACUUCAAUUGAUUUCAAUCCACUCUACAUGAAUAGAAUAAUUGCGAGCGGUCUACAUUCUAAAGCCUAGGAGGACAAGGAUCCUGAUCAGUUGUUGUCCUCAGAUCAUUGGAGCAAGAAAUCCUUAGGCCAAAUGCAACCAAGAGAUUGGAGAAUAUUCAGAGAAGACAUGGACAUCAUAAUUAAAGGCGGUCGUGUUCCAAAUCCUAUAAGAGAAUGGAAUGAAGUCUAAUUGCCUAAAAAUUUAAUGAAUUCUAUUCGAAAUUUAAACUAUGUUAAGCCAACUCCAAUUUAGAUGCAGACCAUUCCAAUAGGUUUAGAGCGUAAAGAUAUGAUCGGUAUUGCUCCUACGGGAAGUGGUAAAUCUGCUGCAUUUUUAAUUCCAUUGAUUACUUAUUUGUCUACACUCCCCAAAUAGGAUGAUAAGAUAUGUAAAGAUGGACCAUAUGCUUUGAUAAUGGCUCCAGCAAGAGAGUUGGCAAUUUAGAUUGAGGCUGAAUUCUAGAAGCUAUCCUAAGGAUACAAUUUGAGAUCGUUUGUUAUAGUGGGAGGAAGGAAGGAAGAAGAAUAGGAGUUUCAUUUGAAGAAAGGGAUAGAAAUUUUGAUAGGAACACCAGGUAGAAUCAAAGAUCUUUUGAUGAAGAAAUACUUGGUGUUAGAAUAAUGCUCAUGGAUUGUGUUGGAUGAGGCAGAUAAAAUGAUUGAUUUAGGAUUUGAAUAAGAUGUGAAUUACAUCUUGGAUUCAAUUACUACAUAGAUGAAAUCAGAGGAUGAAAUAGCUGCUGAAUUGGAGGAGAAGUUGGCUCAAGCAGGAGAAAGGUAGUAUAGAGUGACUCAUCUAUUUUCAGCCACAAUGCCUCCUCAGGUUGAGAAAUUGGCAAAGAGAUACUUGAGAGCAUUUUGUUUUAUUAGUAUUGGAGAACCAGGCGGUGGUAAGAAGGAUAUUGAAUAGAAGAUAGAUAUGAUUAAUGAGGCAGCUAAAAAAAAUCGUCUCUUGUAGUUGUUAGCAUCCAAUAAACCUCCGAUUAUAAUUUUUGCAAAUCAAAAGAAGAGUGUUGAAAUAUUGAGUAAAACAUUAGAGAAAUAUGGAUAUAACUCUGUUGUGUAUCAUGGAAGCAAAACGCAAUAGCAAAGAGAAGCAGCUGUUGAAGGGUUCAAGUCUAAAAAGAUUGAUAUUUUGAUCGCCACAGAUUUGGCAUCUAGGGGUUUGCAUGUUGAAGGAGUUCAGAUGGUUAUAAAUUUCGAUGCUCCAAAAAAUAUUCAGGAUUUCAUUCAUAGAACUGGUAGAACAGGUAGGGCAGGGAAAAGAGGAUUGGCUGUGACAUUUCUUACUAAUUCGGAUUCAGAUCUAUUUUAUGAUCUAAAGGAGUAUUUGAUUAAAAGUGGGCAGAAUGUUCCACCGGAGUUGGCUUAACAUACGGCAUCAAACCAAAAGCCUGGUUCUGUGCCUGAUAAUGUGCCUAGGAGAAAACAAGUAAUUUUGGCGCAUUGA